UGUCGCCUGUCCGGAGCCUGUGUGUGUGUGUGAGAGAGAGACUUCAGCGGGGACUCAGGCAGCAUGAUGUGGGCUCGGUUGCUGGUUCAGACCGGGGGUUCGGGGCUCGCGUUGCGGGCUUCCAGGGAUGGUUUACUGCGGGUGUCAGGAGCUGCAUGUGCGGGGAAGAGGCAGCAGAGACCGGCUUCGAGUGCAGAGGCCGCCGUGCAGAAGACCACGCUGUUUGACUUCCACAAGGAGCAGGGGGGAAAGAUGGUGGAGUUUGCAGGCUGGAGUAUGCCUGUUCAGUACAAAGACAGCCACAUCAUCUCACACAUGCACACCAGAGAGCACUGCUCCAUCUUUGAUGUCAGCCAUAUGCUGCAGACCAAAGUCCAUGGCAAAGACAGGGUGAAGUUCAUGGAGUCUCUAGUAGUUGCAGAUAUUGCUGAACUCAAAGACAACCAGGGAACCUUGACCCUCUUCACCAACGAGAAAGGAGGAAUAAUGGAUGACCUCAUAGUGACAAAGACAGACCAGGGCUACCUCUAUGUUGUCUCUAACGCAGGCUGUGCUGACAAGGACUCUGCUCAUAUGAAGGCCAGACUGGCAGAGUACAAAGCAGCAGGUUAUAAUGUUGAUCUGGAGUUCCUCGAUGAAGCACUAAUUGCUCUGCAGGGUCCAUCCAUGGCUCAGGUUCUCCAGCAGGGGCUGAAGGAGGACCUCAGUAAGCUGACCUUCAUGACCUCCGCCUUGGCCACUGUGUUUGGUGUUCCUGGCUGCAGGGUCACCCGCUGUGGAUACACCGGAGAGGAUGGGGUCGAGAUCUCUGUCCCUCGGCUCAGAGUGGUGGAGCUGACGGAGAAGCUGCUGGCAAACAGUGAGGUGAAGCUGGCCGGUCUGGGUGCCAGGGACAGUCUGCGGCUGGAGGCGGGGCUUUGUCUCUAUGGAAAUGACAUAGAUGAGACCACCACGCCUGUGGAGGCCACCCUCGUCUGGACCAUUGGUGAGAUCAGAGUGUUCAUUACAAAGUAUUUAGAUUAUUUUUUUGAACCAGAUUGGGUUUUGAAGAAGGCCAUUUGUGAAAAGAUGAGGUCAUGAGUUUUAAUCAACUCAAUUGUUAAUGUUUUUUUAAGUUGGGAGUUAGAUAAGAAAAUUGUGAUCAACCCAACUUCUUUAACUGCAGCUGACAUGCGCUUAGCUUAGCAUUAGAUAAAGACUUGAGAUAGGGGGGAAAAGCUGUCCUGGCUGUGCCAAAGUAGAAUGAAAAAAUGGUUUACCAGAUCAGCUAUAGCUCACUAAUAAACAUUUGACAAAUAACAUCUACCAACUGUUUGUAGAGUUCUGUUAGCUAGACAAUUUUUUGUCAGCAUCAAUUGGGAGGCACGUAUCAAAGACCAUUAAAGAAAAAGUCUGGAAAAUAACCAACUGUAAAAUGGCUAUUUGUCCCCUUUCUUUUCUAUAAACAGCUUUAAAAAAUGUGACAGAUUGUGAACACCACAUGUGUCAUUCACAGCAAUUUGUGUUAAAGUAGAUGCAAUUGAUUUUAAUUAUGAAAAUAAUAUAUCAAAUGUAUUUAAAUAUGUGCAUCUUUGUAGGUUUAUUAACAUGUAGAUAAUAAUAGUAGGAGCUCAAUCGGCUAAAUGAGCUUCAGCUUUGUUAUUUAUAAUUCCUUGUUUAGUAUUUUUGUCAGCAACUUAAUUUUGUGCUAACACUUAUUUGUCUCUUCACAUGCAGGAAAGCGCCGGCGUCAAAACAAGGACUUCCCCGGUGCUGACAUCAUCGUACCUCAAAUCAAAGCCAAAA
This is a messenger RNA of Labrus mixtus (cuckoo wrasse), 1785 nucleotides long. RefSeq names its product aminomethyltransferase (gene amt). The transcript is spliced from 8 exons. The record is from RefSeq and is a predicted model, not a curated record. Gene Ontology annotation, molecular function: protein binding; aminomethyltransferase activity. Gene Ontology annotation, cellular component: mitochondrion. Gene Ontology annotation, biological process: glycine catabolic process. Lineage: Eukaryota; Metazoa; Chordata; Actinopteri; Labriformes; Labridae. Bases 64 to 1080 code for a protein of 338 amino acids.